Drosophila subobscura is the source of this 908-nucleotide messenger RNA. RefSeq lists its product as uncharacterized. Lineage: Eukaryota; Metazoa; Arthropoda; Insecta; Diptera; Drosophilidae. The transcript is spliced from 2 exons. The record is from RefSeq and is a predicted model, not a curated record. The coding region runs from base 19 to 825 and encodes 268 amino acids.
AUCCAGAUCGCCACCAUCAUGGAACCGAACCAGCGCCACACAAUGGCGGAGUGUGCCAUGGCUUCCUUCCUAAAUGGUCAGUACUACGAGUCCGUUUGUUGCACGGCCGCACUGGUCUACAUGGGAGAGCAACUGCGCAGCCACGAGCGCCAUCUGAUGUGCGACAUCUUUUUGGGUAUCAUCAAUAGAUUCAUUAUCGAGAAAAAAGAAUUGGAGAAGCAGUUGGAGACUAAACGCCAAGCCCUACAGCAGAUAAGCGAACCGACUGAGGAGCAAAAACAAGUUGUGGAGGCCGCCAAGGAGGGGAUCAAUAUCCUGUUAUGGCAUUUAACGAUGUACGUCAGCGAAAUGUUGGGCAUCACAAUUGAGGCCCUAAACUCUUUCACCACUGAUGACCACGAGCCAAAAGUGUUCCUUUUCCGCUUGAUGGGCGAGUGCCUGGGGAUCAUGUGCCAAUUGGUGAACCCCGAUGAUGAUGUGGUCAAUACGGCGGCCUCCACUGCCUAUGCCUUUGGGGUGGUCUACGGCUUCCAUCUACCGCCGACCCACCCCUCCAACCUGGAGAACAUCAUCUCCUAUUGCAUAUUUGCGGUACGCAAUUUGCGGAACCUCGAUGCGGCCAUUCAGCUUGCCUCUUAUGCCACGUCCAUCUGCACAGAGGAGAUGAUCCUUGAGUCCAGACACGUGCAGGCCACAAGACACCGCCUCCACUUACUUCAGCUGUGUCUGGAUGUGUGGACUACCAUAAGGGAAAUCAUGAAUAGCGACAGCAACGCCAACACCAAUGAAGAUACUGCCUCUGAAGCCCCGAAUGCAGAUGCAUAAGCCCAUGGAUCGGGAAUCUAGAAUUUAGUACAAAGAACACAUUCCUCAAGCUGCUUUAGCAGCAGGGCAGAGCACACUCGCUC